AUGUCGAUGUCGAUGUCGAUGUCGAUGUCGUCGUCCUCCUCCGCCUCCUCGCCAGCUGCGAAAUCGUCUGCGCGUGCGCCUCCACCGACGUCGCCAGCGUUGCAAAACCGGGCCGCCGCCAUGGCGGCCUCCGCGCGCUCACCUUCGGCGCAGGCGGUGGCCGCCGCGAGCAUCUCCGCCACGUCCUCAUCGGCCGGCACGACACGACGAACGGCGCGGCGGGAGCGGCGGACGGUGUUUGCGGCGUCGGGGGAUGCGGGUGGGCCGCCCUGCGUGGUGCAGCGCGCCAGGCCGCAGACAACGUGGCCGGCGUUGAGUGGGCGCCGCAGCGCCCCACGGCAGCAGCGACGGUACAUCGCCGGCAGCGCCGCUCCUCCUCGCCUGUGCGGUUGUCUUCGCUCCUCUUGUCUCCCGCAGUGGGUCCUCGCACGGAGGGGAGGGGCGGGGGGAGUGCACCUUUACAAGGAAAGAAAAAAAAACUAA
This is a messenger RNA of Trypanosoma conorhini, 483 nucleotides long. RefSeq lists its product as uncharacterized. NCBI's taxonomy places the organism in Eukaryota, Euglenozoa, Kinetoplastea, Trypanosomatida, Trypanosomatidae. The record is from RefSeq and is a predicted model, not a curated record. The transcript has a single exon. Bases 1 to 483 code for a protein of 160 amino acids.